This is a messenger RNA of Trichoderma asperellum CBS 433.97, 996 nucleotides long. RefSeq lists its product as uncharacterized. Gene Ontology annotation, biological process: regulation of DNA-templated transcription. Gene Ontology annotation, cellular component: nucleus. Gene Ontology annotation, molecular function: DNA-binding transcription factor activity, RNA polymerase II-specific; RNA polymerase II cis-regulatory region sequence-specific DNA binding. The record is from RefSeq and is a predicted model, not a curated record. Lineage: Eukaryota; Fungi; Ascomycota; Sordariomycetes; Hypocreales; Hypocreaceae.
AUGACACCUCACGUUCCAGACCAGCCUGUCAAGAAACAAAGCAAGUGGUCUCCCGAAGAGGAUGCCGUCAUCAUCGAACUCCGCGGGAGAGGCAUGAAGUGGGAGGAUGUUUCCAAGCGACUUCCAGGACGCAGUGCCAUCAGCUGUCGGCUUCACUACCAGAACUAUCUCGAGAGACGCAGUGAGUGGGAUGAGGAACGCAAGAAUAAGCUUGCUAGGCUCUAUGAGAGAUUCAAAUCUGAUAUGUGGGCUAAAGUGGCUGAAGAACUGGCUGUCCCCUGGCGAGCAGCUGAAGCGAUGCACUGGCAGCUUGGAGAGGCGGACAUGGCUCGACGAGCUGGAGUAGUUCCUUUCUCUCUCGCUGCCGUCAAUAACGAGGCGGCGAGCAACAGGGCCAUGGCCAGUCGAAACCAGACGCCGAUUCAGCCACACGAUAGUAGCAGUCUUCGUGAAAUAAAACCGCCCUCUCCUCACUCGAACUACAGCCGUGGCCAACUCAUGCCCCCCAUGACGCCUGCACGAACAUCUCGACGAGGACCUAUCAACUCGCAACCACCUCCCCCACAGCACGCGCGACCAAUGUUACCUCCCCAACACCUGCAUCAAACACCCCAUUCCUCCCCCCACGCAGUAGUGCCAGGACCAUCAGCGCCGCAGCAGCAGCAGCAGCCGCCACCGCCGCCGCCGCCGCCGGCAACUGCCGCUGCUUUGCCGCACCCUCAUCCUGAUUACCGCCACAGCCCGGGUCCCGGCCUUGCCCCGAUUCAACCUCACCCUCCCUCUCACAACACAGGCCCUCUACCAAGCGUUGCACAGCUAACCACGGGGAUGAGUCCGUAUGGUCCACCAAGCGGACCACCAACACCAACGUCUCUGCCUGCGAUCAAUAACCCUUCUAUGCCUCGUUACUUGCCUCUAGAACAGACUGGAACGAAACGGCGAGCGAGCCCUGAUAUGACAAGGCCGGAUGGUGCUCAUAGGCGAAGACUGGCAUAA